Notolabrus celidotus (New Zealand spotty) is the source of this 897-nucleotide messenger RNA. It is a transcript of the gene syce2, whose product is annotated as synaptonemal complex central element protein 2. Gene Ontology annotation, cellular component: central element. NCBI's taxonomy places the organism in Eukaryota, Metazoa, Chordata, Actinopteri, Labriformes, Labridae. Bases 169 to 636 code for a protein of 155 amino acids. The transcript has 6 exons. The record is from RefSeq and is a predicted model, not a curated record. Gene Ontology annotation, biological process: synaptonemal complex assembly.
ACUUUAAACUAGCUAACACAUACAGACAGCCAACUCUCCUUCCAGCAAAUCCUGGAAACUAUAACUCCCGUUACUGAGCUGGUAACAUAGACUGUAUAAAGGCUGGUAAUAACAAUAUCUACUCGUCAUCUUUUUUUGACAUACACUUCUGCAAGGACAAACUGCCCAAUGGAUUUUUUCUUUGAAGGCCUCCAAAGUACAUCCGAGUCCCGUCCAAAGACCGACUAUGUUGAUUCACAGAUGGCUGAAGAGUCUCAUGAUUUAUUGAAGUCAAAGACCUCAAGCGUGGGCAUCACUGAGACUCAAGAGCCACACACAAGCUCAAGCAUUGAUGGCAUCAGCAGAAGAGUUCAGGAUCUGGUGGAAAAGAUAAAUGACAGCCGCACCAGGGAUCAAGAAAUGAUGGACAACUUUCAGGAGAAGUUAGUUUCAAAGGUGACGGAGAUGUUUCAGCAGAUGAAAGAAAAUAUAUUUACGGUCUAUGAAGAGAACAGUAGUGUGAUGCAGAUAAAGCUGCAGGAGUUGUCUGAGGUGCUGGAGAGUUGCACUGAACUCAAUAAGGAGCUCAUGGAGGCCAGUCAGGCUCUGAAAAGUCUCAGAGAGGGCCUGGCCAUUAGCCAGGCAGCAGAACCCUAAUGAAAUUGAAGUUUCUCUGAUGUCCAAGUCAUUCCAAAUGAAUUCGUUUGUUCACAUGUUGAAAACUAGACCCAAUAUGUAUAGUAUUUGACUUUGUUAUGAUACAUUUAUGGGCUGUCCUUGUUUUAAAAACAUCCAAUACAGUAUGUUUGUGUUUAGGACACAAGUUCAGUUUAAAGCUGAUGAAUCCAUGUGUAUCAUUGUUCAAGACUGGUAACUGUUUCAAUAAUAAAUAUAAUAAAGCCAAUUGUUUGGUUCCAA